Messenger RNA from Schistosoma mattheei, 1746 nucleotides. Lineage: Eukaryota; Metazoa; Platyhelminthes; Trematoda; Strigeidida; Schistosomatidae. The record is from the annotation of a GenBank genome assembly.
AUGAUGAUGAUGAUGAUGAUGAUGAUGAUGAUGAUGAUGAUGAUGAUGAUGAUGAUGAUGCUUUGGAUGAUGAUGAUGAUGAUGAUGAUGAUGAUGAUGAUGAUGAUGAUGAUGAUGAUGAUGAUGAUGAUGAUGAUGAUGAUGAUGAUGAUGAUGAUGAUGAUGAUGAUGAUGAUGAUGAUGAUGAUGAUGAUGAUGAUGAUGAUGAUGAUGAUGAUGAUGAUGAUGAUGAUGAUGAUGAUGAUGAUGAUGAUGAUGAUGAUGAUGAUGAUGAUGAUGAUGAUGAUGAUGAUGAUGAUGAUGAUGAUGAUGAUGAUGAUGAUGAUGAUGAUGAUGAUGAUGAUGAUGAUGAUGAUGAUGAUGAUGAUGAUGAUGAUGAUGAUGAUGAUGAUGAUGAUGAUGAUGAUGAUGAUGAUGAUGAUGAUGAUGAUGAUGAUGAUGAUGAUGAUGAUGAUGAUGAUGAUGAUGAUGAUGAUGAUGAUGAUGAUGAUGAUGAUGAUGAUGAUGAUGAUGAUGAUGAUGAUGAUGAUGAUGAUGAUGAUGAUGAUGAUGAUGAUGAUGAUGAUGAUGAUGAUGAUGAUGAUGAUGAUGAUGAUGAUGAUGAUGAUGAUGAUGAUGAUGAUGAUGAUGAUGAUGAUGAUGAUGAUGAUGAUGAUGAUGAUGAUGAUGAUGAUGAUGAUGAUGAUGAUGAUGAUGAUGAUGAUGAUGAUGAUGAUGAUGAUGAUGAUGAUGAUGAUGAUGAUGAUGAUGAUGAUGAUGAUGAUGAUGAUGAUGAUGAUGAUGAUGAUGAUGAUGAUGAUGAUGAUGAUGAUGAUGAUGAUGAUGAUGAUGAUGAUGAUGAUGAUGAUGAUGAUGAUGAUGAUGAUGAUGAUGAUGAUGAUGAUGAUGAUGAUGAUGAUGAUGAUGAUGAUGAUGAUGAUGAUGAUGAUGAUGAUGAUGAUGAUGAUGAUGAUGAUGAUGAUGAUGAUGAUGAUGAUGAUGAUGAUGAUGAUGAUGAUGAUGAUGAUGAUGAUGAUGAUGAUGAUGAUGAUGAUGAUGAUGAUGAUGAUGAUGAUGAUGAUGAUGAUGAUGAUGAUGAUGAUGAUGAUGAUGAUGAUGAUGAUGAUGAUGAUGAUGAUGAUGAUGAUGAUGAUGAUGAUGAUGAUGAUGAUGAUGAUGAUGAUGAUGAUGAUGAUGAUGAUGAUGAUGAUGAUGAUGAUGAUGAUGAUGCUUUGGAUGAUGAUGAUGAUGAUGAUGAUGAUGAUGAUGAUGAUGAUGAUGAUUAUGAUGAUGAUGAUGAUGAUGAUGAUGAUGAUGAUGAUGAUGAUGAUGAUGAUGAUGAUGAUGAUGAUGAUGAUGAUGAUGAUGAUGAUGAUGAUGAUGAUGAUGAUGAUGAUGAUGAUGCUGAUGAUGAUGAUGAUGAUGAUGAUGAUGAUGAUGAUGAUGAUGAUGAUGAUGAUGAUGAUGAUGAUGAUGAUGAUGAUGAUGAUGAUGAUGAUGAUGAUGAUGAUGAUGAUGAUGAUGAUGAUGAUGAUGAUGAUGAUGAUGAUGAUGAUGAUGAUGAUGAUGAUGAUGAUGAUGAUGAUGAUGAUGAUGAUGAUGAUGAUGAUGAUGAUGAUGAUGAUGAUGAUGAUGAUGAUGAUGAUGAUGAUGAUGAUGAUGAUGAUGAUGAUGAUGAUGAUGAUGAUGAUGAUGAUGAUGAUGAUGAUGAUGAUGAUGAUGAUGAUGAUGAUGAUGAUGAUGAUGAUGAAGCGAAAUGAUACGUAG